AUGGCAUCACUUAAUAAAUGGCAAAAAUUCAUUUAUCAAUUAAAUCAACAACAAAAACGUUUUAAUAUUUUUAACAAAAAAAUUCAACAAAGAUUUUAUUUUACUUCUCGUCUACUUCCAAUAAAAUUUAAAUUAUUCUCUUUUAUUUUGCUUACAAGAUUUGCAGUAAUUCAACCAAUAAUGAGAAUAAAUGACGAUCCAGAUGAAGAACAAAUUCGAAUGUCUAAAAGAUUAAAAAGGUUUAGAAAAUUUGCUUCAAUUGAAUAUGCAGGGGUAUAUUUAUUUUUUUGA
Molecule: messenger RNA, 291 nt
Organism: Meloidogyne enterolobii
Lineage: Eukaryota; Metazoa; Nematoda; Chromadorea; Rhabditida; Meloidogynidae
Source: the annotation of a GenBank genome assembly